GCGUGCAGACAGGCAGAGAGUAGAGGCAGAACAAGGACCAGAAGUUUGUGCGUUGGAGAUGAAAGACUUCCUCCAAAACUUUUAACAUCACUUUGCUGCAUUUUGGAGGUUUUUGAAACUUUUUCCCCUGACGAGGAGACUGCUGUUUUUUUGUUUUGUUUCCUGUUCAUUCUCAUUUCAUUCACACUCAUCCAGACAACAUCAUCUUUCUUCAUCAUCAUCUUCAUCUUCUUCUGGAAGGAUCGCGGUGCUACAGCAGGUCUUCUUUGCCUUCAUUGGACAUCAUCGUUGAGUCCGGUCGUCAUGUCCUCCGGUGACAGCUCGGAGCAGAGUCGGCGGGUCAGCGUGCUGUCUUGGGAUCAGGUGCAGCGUUUGGACUCCAUCCUGGGCGAGAGCGUCCCGAUCCACGGCCGAGGAAACUUCCCCACACUGUCCGUGCAGCCCCGGCAGAUCGUCCAGGUGGUCAGGGCUCGACUGGAGGAGCACGGCGUGGUGGUACGUGACGUCAAGCUGAACGGAUCAGCGGCCAGCCAUGUGCUUAACCAGGACAACGGCCUUGGCUACAAAGACCUGGACUUGAUCUUUGGCCUGAGUCUCACUGAUGACAGAACCUUCCGGCUGGUGAAGGACGUGGUGCUGGACUGCCUGGUGGACUUCUUGCCUGAAGGGGUGUGCAGGGAACGGAUAACAGCCCUCGCCCUCAAGGAAGCAUACGUGCAGAAACUGGUGAAAGUUUGCAAUGACACGGACCGUUGGAGCCUCAUCUCGCUGUCAAACAACACAGGCAAGAAUGUGGAACUGAAGUUUGUGGACUCCCUGAGGAGGCAGUUUGAGUUCAGUGUAGACUCCUUCCAGAUCACUCUUGACUCGCUGCUGCUUUUCGACCGCUGCUCAGAGACGGCCAUGUCUGAGACCUUCCACCCUACAGUGCAGGGGGAGAGCAUGUACGGAGACUUUGAGGAAGCUCUGGGUCAUCUUCGCUCCAGGACUAUCGCCACCCGCAGCCCAGAAGAGAUCCGAGGCGGCGGGCUGCUCAAGUACUGUCACCUGAUGGUGCGGGGCUUCAGGCCUUCCUGUGAAACUCUGAUAAAACAGAUGCAGCGCUACAUGUGCUCGCGAUUCUUCAUCGACUUCCCCGACAUAGGCGAGCAGCAAAGAAAACUGGAGGGGUAUCUGCAGAACCACUUUGCCGGCAUGGAGCACAAGCGCUACGAGUACCUGAUAACGCUGAGGAGAGUGGUGGACGAGAGCACCGUGUGCCUGAUGGGCCACGAGCGCAGACAGACUUUGGCACUUAUUUCCGCUCUGGCAUUGCGUGUAAUGGCUGAACAGAAUGCUAUCCCUGCGCUGGCCAACAUCACCUGCUACUACCAGCCCGCUCCAUAUGUCAGAGACGUCAACUUCAGCAAUUACUAUGUGGCACAAGUUCAGUCACCAAUGACUGCAUGCAGGAACACUUAUCAAACGUGGCUACCUUGCAGCUGAGCAUUGACUUUAAGGACGUCCGGAGAGCUUUCCAUUUUGUCCUUACAUUGAUGUUCACUGAGCUCUCAUUUGAACGCUCAGUACCUCUGUAGCAUUGUGGCUUUUUUGGAUGGAGGCCCAAGGUGGACAAAAAGGAACCAGUGUACCUUUUUAUGCCAAAUCUUAUAUCAAAAUCAUUCCACUAAGUUAUGUUGAUUGAAACUGCUGUAAAAAAAAACAAAAAAAAAAAAAAACUAAAUCGAGCCUUUAUAUCUUUUUAUUCUGUUGUCCUGUCAUAACCUAUGUGGACAUGUAUGGAAAAUCAUGAAGGGUUGACAAAGGAACUGUGCUAGUUCUGUUUCUUGUCUGAUGGAGGCUUGUUUUGGGUCUUAUACGAAAUGUAAAUAACUUUGUUAAAAAAAAAA
Labrus bergylta (ballan wrasse) is the source of this 1889-nucleotide messenger RNA. RefSeq names its product terminal nucleotidyltransferase 5Bb (gene tent5bb). Gene Ontology annotation, molecular function: poly(A) RNA polymerase activity; RNA binding. Lineage: Eukaryota; Metazoa; Chordata; Actinopteri; Labriformes; Labridae. The record is from RefSeq and is a predicted model, not a curated record. Gene Ontology annotation, biological process: mRNA stabilization.